This is a messenger RNA of Zingiber officinale, 1776 nucleotides long. Its product is annotated as cytochrome P450 90B2-like. Gene Ontology annotation, biological process: sterol metabolic process. The record is from RefSeq and is a predicted model, not a curated record. NCBI's taxonomy places the organism in Eukaryota, Viridiplantae, Streptophyta, Magnoliopsida, Zingiberales, Zingiberaceae. Bases 35 to 1540 code for a protein of 501 amino acids. The transcript is spliced from 7 exons. Gene Ontology annotation, molecular function: iron ion binding; monooxygenase activity; oxidoreductase activity, acting on paired donors, with incorporation or reduction of molecular oxygen.
CAAAGACUCAGGAAGAGACAAGCUAGCCCUGACCAUGCUUAAUUUUUCAGUACAAUUCCUUCUCCUCCUGACUCUGGCCGUGCUUUUGUCUGUUAAACUCAUCAAAUGGAAGAGAAAGCAGUUAAACCUCCCACCUGGUCGACGAGGUUGGCCUUUCGUUGGCGAAACCUUCGGAUAUCUCAAGCCUCAUCCAGCCACUUCAGUCGGCCAGUUCAUGGAGCAACACAUAUCGAGGUACGGGAAGAUCUACCGGUCGAAUCUCUUCGGCGAGCCGACGAUCGUGUCGGCGGACGCAGCGCUGAACAGGUUCGUACUGCAGAACGAAGGGAAGCUGUUUGAGUGCAGCUACCCGAGCAGCAUCGGUGGGAUCCUGGGGAAAUGGUCGAUGCUGGUUCUAGUCGGUGACAUGCACCGCGAAAUGCGAAUGAUCUCGCUCAACUUCAUGAACAACGUCAGGCUCCGAUCCCGCCUCUUGCCGGAGGUCGAGCGCCACUCCCUUCUCGUGCUUCGCUCUUGGAUUCACGGUUCCCCUUUCUCAGCUCUAGAAGAAGCUAAAAAGGCACUUAAAAAAUCUCUCUGUUUUCUUUUUAACAUGAAUCGACAAGUGUUCGUUAAUUUGAUUGGGUUUUCUCUUCAGUUUACCUUCAAUUUGAUGGCAAAAAAUAUCAUGAGCAUGGAGCCGUACGAAGCAAAGACAGAGAAGUUGAGAUUGGAGUACAUAUCCUUCAUGAAAGGAGUGAUAUCUGCACCUCUAAAAUUUCCCGGGACUCCAUACUGGAAGGCCUUGAAGUCGCGAUCAAACAUUCUUAAUGUGAUUGAACAAAAAAUGCAAGAAAGAUGGCAAGAGAUGAGAGAGCAAGAGGGAGACGAGGAGGUGGAUGAUCUCCUUGGUUGGUGUCUAAAGCACUCCAAUCUUUCCAAAGAGCAGACCCUCGACCUUUUGCUCAGCCUACUAUUUGCCGGCCAUGAAACGUCAUCGGUGGCCUUGGCUUCAGCUAUAUUCUUCUUGGAGAGCUGCCCAGAGGCCGUUCAAGAACUCCGGGAGGAGCACAGUGAAAUAGAACGUAAGAAGCUACAAAGAGCAGAGUCGAGUUUAACUUGGGAAGACUACAAAGAGAUGGAAUUCACUCAAUGUGUUAUAAACGAGACCCUACGACUUAGCAACGUCGUAAGGUUCGUGCAUAGAAAAGUUCUUCGAGAUGUAGAAUAUAAAGGGUACAAGAUUCCACGUGGAUGGAAAAUUCUACCUGUUUUUGCUUCAGUUCACUUGGAUUCUUCUCUGUACGAUGAUCCUCACCGGUUCACACCCUGGAGGUGGCAGAAAAACGGCGUGACAUCGACGACGACGAACAACUUCAUGCCUUAUGGCGGCGGGCCGCGUCUGUGUGCAGGCUCGGAGCUCGCGAAGCUCGAGCUGGCGGUCUUCCUGCACCACCUCGUGCUGAGCUACAGAUGGGAGUUGGCUGAGCCGGAUCACCCGCUUGCAUUCCCCUUCAUUGAGUUCCCAAAAGGACUCCCCAUAAAAGUCUACCCCAUUUGAUCAAAUAUGAAUUAUCAGACAAAACGAUUUAAAACCUAAAUCAUGAUCUCAUAGGUAUAUUUAAUCAUGAUGAAGUCCCUAUGUAAAUCUCGUGUUCAUCGUUGGUGAAUGCACCGAGCCAGGCUUCAAAUUUGAAAACUGUAAAAAAUGAUCGUCGCGGCUAAUCAAUCAGUUACUUUGUGUGCAUUGCGUAAAUAGUUAUAGGCCAAUAUACAUCUUGCAGUAGUGUGCAACAA